Neltuma alba is the source of this 2023-nucleotide messenger RNA. Its product is annotated as TOM1-like protein 5. Bases 558 to 1799 code for a protein of 413 amino acids. The transcript has 11 exons. Gene Ontology annotation, molecular function: phosphatidylinositol binding; ubiquitin binding. Gene Ontology annotation, biological process: protein transport to vacuole involved in ubiquitin-dependent protein catabolic process via the multivesicular body sorting pathway. NCBI's taxonomy places the organism in Eukaryota, Viridiplantae, Streptophyta, Magnoliopsida, Fabales, Fabaceae. The record is from RefSeq and is a predicted model, not a curated record.
CAGGGUAGGGACAUCCUUAGUGGGCGGUGCCGCUUUCGUCGAUUAGCUUCCUUCUUCACUCCUUCGCUGCUCUGCUCUCACCACUCAGCGUUCCUAACCAUCUUCUCUUUCUGCUAUAUAAUAUUUUAUUCAAUUUUUUAAUUCCAGCUAUCAACUAAAUUCUUAAUUCUCUUUUCUGUGUUUUUUUUUCUUCAAUCUGUUCCCAGCAUCAAAAUCCUCUCUCCCUAGCAAUAAGGAAUUGGUGUAAAUUGUUCAAAAAGCUUAAAGCCAACCCAAAAAGAAAAGGAAAAAAAAGCAGUCUGUGAAAAGAUAACGGCAGUAAAAUACACUGAGUAGCAUUUGAUCUUCCAGGGAGUCCGUUUCUCUAUUGAAAUGCUGAAGCUCUUUAGGGCUUACCAGUGCAUCUUCGUUUUCUUUCUCGUUCUCUCUGUCGUUGCAUCCAUCUUCAGAAGAUAGUUUAUGAUCCACUAGCAGUUCCCUAUUUGUUUGGUCAUCCUACACUCUGGCAUUUAACUUAGCACCGCAGACGCGGCAUUUGGAUUUGAACCUGAAAUAAGAUGGCAGCCAAGCUUGUCAAAGCUGCAACAAGUGAAAAACUGGCUGAAACUGAUUGGACGAAAAAUAUUGAAAUAUGUGAAAUAGUUGCUCAUGAUCAAAGGCAAGCUAAAGAUGUUGUUAAAGCUAUUAAAAAAAGACUUGCUGGCAAAAAUCCCAACACUCAACUUUAUUCAGUCAUGUUAUUGGAAAUGUUGAUGAACAAUAUUGGGGAUCCUAUUCAUAAGCAUGUGGUUGAUAUGGGAAUUAUUCCUAUUUUGGUGAAUAUUGUGAAGAAAAAGUCAGAUUUGCCUGCCCGUGAGAGGAUCUUUCUCCUUUUAGAUGCCACGCAAACAUCCCUUGGCGGUGCUUCUGGAAAGUUUCCCCAGUAUUAUAAUGCAUAUUAUGAUUUAGUGAGUGCUGGCGUGAAAUUUCCUCAAAGGGAUCGUGUGGUGCAAUCAAAUCAUCCUAGUUCACAACCUACUAAGAUCAGUAACGUACUGAACAGGGAGUGGGGCUCACCUAGAGAAGAAGGAGUUGCUCAGCAAGCAGAGUCACAAACUGUUCCUGAAUCUAGUAUUAUUCAAAAGGCGAGUAAUGCAUUAGAGGUUCUAAAAGAAGUCCUUGAUGCUGUUGAUCCCCAGCAUCCUGAGGGAGCAAGCGAUGAGUUCACCCUUGACCUUGUAGAACAAUGUUCAUUUCAGAAGCAAAGGUUAAUGCAUCUUGUGAUGACUUCUCGAGACGAGAAGAUAAUUUCUCAGGCAAUUGAAUUAAAUGAGAAGCUUCACAAAGUACUUGCAAGACAUGAUGACCUUCUUUCUGGUGGAGCUACAGCAGCUGGUAAUUGUUUUGGCCAUGAUGAACCAGAGGAAGAGGAGCCAGAACAGUUGUUUCUUAGAUUACGGAAAGGGAAGGCUUGCGUACGGGCUGAAGAUGAAGACACUGCACCCCAGUACCCUGACUUGGCUUUGCUUGAAGAAAGACUGAAUCGUCCACUAAUAAGGCCGCUCUCUCUAGAGCCAUCACGAGAACCUAGUCCUGGUUCUCUUCCCGCUACAAUUCCGCCUCCUCAUGCAAAAGGCGUCAAUAGAGAGCCGCCUGUUGUUGCCAUACCACCACCACCUGCAAAGCACAUUGAGCGGGAGAGAUUUUUUCAGGAAAAGAAGACGGAUGGUUCUCCUCUGGCGGGGCACAUGAGGGGCCUCUCUUUACAUAGUUUAAAUGGCAGCAGCUCUCACAGUGGAAGCUUUGAUUCCAGUGACUAGACUUCUGUUUUAUCUUUUAAAUGUCUAGUUUGAAUUUUAAGCUGUGAGAGGAUGCUGAUUUCUGAUUUAGUCCUGGUGGGUUACGUUAUGAGAAAGGAAGAACACAUCCUCUUGGAAAGUGCAUGUAGGGAGUUUUCUGAGAUCAUAUGCCAUGACCUGAGAUUUGUAAUUAUUGCUAGUAGGUGCAGGUUUGUUCUAGUGCUUUAUUUUCUAAUUUGUUGGGA